This is a messenger RNA of Moneuplotes crassus, 3089 nucleotides long. Lineage: Eukaryota; Ciliophora; Spirotrichea; Euplotida; Euplotidae. The record is from the annotation of a GenBank genome assembly.
GGCCGAAAAUGGACAAGCUAUUUAAUGCUUUACUUGUUAACCCAAAGCUUUCUGAUUCUGCAAAGAAGGAAUAUGUUAUCAAAGUCGUUACUGCUAAGUUAACACACUUAACUUCACAGCAGGAACGACCAGAUUUCUUCAUUAAAGAGACAUUCAAAAUCUUACUUCUCAAGAAUCUCUCCGUUUACAACUUCGAAGUGUUCGCAGAUGCCAUCAUAUACGCAUGCUACAGUGUUCUUUGAAGGAGUUUGGAUGAUUUAAAAGAGGCAACUAAAUUCGAAGGAAUCUCUAGAAUUCAAGAUUUAGUAAUGAAUCUUGAAAUCUUACUAAAAAGAGAUGAUGGGGAAAGUGAUUCUGAUGAGGAAAUUCAUGAUGAAAUUGAAGAGCAUAAGAAGAUUAUGUACCAGGUAGUUCUGGUAAAGAUUCUAUUAUCACGCUGAUGAGUGGGCUUAGAAGAAGAGAGUGCAAAGGAAACCAUGAGAAUAGGCAUAAUUAACUCUUUUCAACCAUUCAUGAGUAAGAUUCUCAACUUGGAAGAGACAAAAGAAAACUUACUCAAAGUAAAAAUGGAGGAGAAGAAAAGCAUGCCUAAGGAGGAAGAUGUUCUCAAAACCUUCACUUUCGUUAAAGUCCUACUAGAUAUUAUCUGAGAAGAUAACAGAAUGGUCCCAACUAACUUUAACAUUGACACCUAUAUUCCAAUAUGGCUAUUCUACUUUUCUCUUUUAAAGAUGAAUAAGAGUAACAAAGCCUCUUCAAAACACCCAAUCAAAGAACAAAACAAUAACCUCCCAGACCACCCCAUCACUCUCAGUGACCAAAUCCUCAAAAACCUCCUCUCCAUGUUCAAGACCCGUUUUGCCCAAAUCCUUGACCCUCAAAACCUAAAAUCCUACCAAAAGAUCACUAAAUCCGUGCUUGACUUGUUAAUCCAGCUGAAAUCCCUCCAAAAUUCCACUCACUACUACCACUUCAUUGAGUGUUGAUACAGUAUAAAUGACUAUGUCUUCUUAGAGACAGCCAGAGACUUGCUCUCAGAAGGAUUAUGCAAGUAUACUCCUGACCAUUAUAAGUUUGUAUUUACCCUUUUGGCAAAGAAAUUUCCAUUUACUAAAGCGACGUAUUGAUUGCAGCAUACUGUCCUGAAUUUUAUGUACCAGAAUAAGAUGUUUAAUACUUUGAGUGAGAAUAGAGAGAUGGUGCUGAAUUCUGUGCUAAACAAGAUUGGUAAAGACGAUACACACUUAGACCUCGCAAUAGAUGUGAUUGCAUUCUUUACAAUUGGGUUCAAAUUCUGCUCAAUAAAGAUCCUAAAGAGAAUGGAAGAUUACUUUUCUAAAAAUAUCCUGUGCAAAGUGGAACCAGACGAAGAAGGGAAGCAGCAGACUGAUGCGAUGUAUAAAUUUGACAUGUACGCUAAUUACAUUGUUUUACUGAAGGCAAACAUGAUUGUAAACUCAGGAUAUCCUGAGAUUUAUAUUCCUCUUAUGGAGAAGAUCGAGCAAGCUUUUGGAGACUAUAUUGAUCGAGAAGACGAAGAAAAUAAAAUCAAUUCCUUUAUUAAGCAAUAUACACUUAAAUUGGAGGAUUUAGAGCAAGAGGACGUGGAGAUUGAUGACCAAAUCGACCAGAAAGAUGGCUCUAAGUCUGACAAUGGGGAUGUUGAGGAAUCUAAGGUUGCAAAGAAACCUUACAGAUUCAAAGGGCUUGUAAAUAUGGGCAAUACUUGUUACAUGAAUAGCUUCAUUCAAGCCUUGUUCUUGACUGAAUCCUUUAGAAAAGCAAUAAUUAAUGAUCUUUCUAUUGGGCAACCUUGGAUUAUUGCUAACACUGCUUCAAAGAAAAGCAUAGAACAAUUAUGACGAUUAUUUUGCCAAUUAGCCUUCAGUCGCAGGCCAUCAGUAAAGCCAAUGGGCCUCAAAUCUUCUUUGCCAAAAUUCUUCCAAAAUUAUCAGCAGCAUGACUCAUCAGAAUUUGCUAAGGUUGUAUUAGACAAGAUGGAUGAAGAACUGAAAGCCCUAGUUAAAGAAGACCGAUUGAAAUAUGAAGAAAAGGAUAGAACAAGCUUGUUUAGAAGCACUGCCUCCAUAACUCCAUUCUUCAACUUCUUCGUAUAUCAGACAGUAAAGUGCGAGGAAUGUAACUCUUGAUCGACAAAGAAGCAUGAGGAGAUAGAUCUUUCCUUGUCUUUAGACUUGAAAGCUGAUUUUGGAGAUUUAGAUGAAGAAGUCUCUGUACAGCACUUACUUCGAAACUACUUCUUAACAGAAGAAUUAAAAGAGAAAUCUAAUAAUCAAUAUUUCUGAGAAUCUUGUGAUAAAUAUGUGGAUAGUGCCAAAUUGAUGAAGAAGGUUGGCAAGGAUCUUCCUCCAGUCGUCAUGGUCACUCUUAACAGAUUUUAUUUUGAUAAGGAAAGCAAGCAAAUGAAGAAGAGACUGGAGCCUAUAAAAUUAUCACCUUCUAUUACUGUAGUAAAGGAAGAGCUUAUUAAUGAAGAAGAAGUGAAGGAAGAAGAAGUGAAGGAAGAAGAAAAUAAAGCCAAAGACGUAACAUACGAUUUAUAUGCAAUCGUUAUUCACUCAGGAACAAGAGCAAACUCAGGACAUUACUACACUAUCGCUCAUGACAAUAUCAACAAUUCAGAAUCUGCUGAGUGGAAAAGUUUUAAUGAUAACAUGGUCUCCGAAGUUGAUGCUGAUUUUAUCGAAACUAUUAACGAAAAGCUUAAAUACGAUACUCCUUAUAUCCUGUUUUAUAAAGAACGAGAGCUAGGUGUCAGAACGAAAUAUUUUUCAGAGCAUUCAAAGAGCCUAUUUGAUAUAAAGAUGAAUAACAAGGUUCCUCCCCCUUUGGAGAAGUUCAUCAAAAGUGAUAGUGACAACUAUUUAAGAGAAAAAGAGUUGAUUACUUUGAGGCUAAAUCAGGGUCAAUUUAAGCCAGAUAUACAAGCCCUACUUGAGAUCCAAAAGAUGCUAAUGAAAAAGAAUCUUGGCAAGAUUGAUGAGGCAAGGACUAUGGGACCAGGCGGGUUCGGUGGCUAUGGAGGUAAUAACCAUGACUUCUUUGGAGGAGGCGGUGGUAUUUGUUAA